GCUGUUUCCUCCUGGUUGAACUCUGCUGUUGACAGCAAAGCUGAACUUCGACCAGUCGUCGGCGCUAGAAGUAGAAACGAUUCUUGCUGCGAGCAGGGUAUUCUAUUCUGCCAUGGAGAUCACGUUUGCUGCAAAGCGCGCGCUGGUGACGGGGGCGGGAAAGGGCAUCGGUCGCGCAACCGUGCUGGCGCUGGCACGCUGCGGGGCAGAGGUCACGGCUGUCACACGCACCCAGGCUGACCUGGAGAGUCUCGUGCGCGAAUGCCCCUCUGUCACACCCGUGUGCGUGGACCUGUCCGACUGGGGGGCCACGGAGGCGGCGCUGAAGAAAGUCGGUCCCGUGGACUUGCUCGUGAACAAUGCCGCCUGCGCGAUGCUGCAGCCUUUUCUGGAGGUCACGGAGGAGCAGUUUGACAUGUCUUUCAACAUCAAUGUGAAAGCUGCUCUACAUGUUGCCCAGCUGGUGGCUCGUGGCAUGAAAGAGCGCGGUGCCGGCGGCUCCAUAGUCAACGUCUCCAGCCAGGCCUCCCAGAGUGCACUGCGGGACCACGCCGUCUACUGUGCCAGCAAGGGAGCGUUGGACAUGCUGACUAAAGUCAUGGCAAUGGAGCUGGGACCGUAUCAGAUCCGUGUUAAUUCCAUUAACCCUACGGUGGUGAUGACAGACAUGGGCAGGAUCGGCUGGAGUGACCCGGAGAAGGCCCGUGGCAUGACCUCACGCAUCCCACUCGGGAAAUUCGCAGAGGUUGACGACGUGGUGAACUCCAUCCUCUUCCUCCUCAGUGACAAGAGCGCCAUGACCAAUGGGGUGAUUCUGCCCAUCGACGGAGGCUUCCUGGCCUGCUGACCUCACUUCCUGUCUGUAAUGUGGCGGCUCCUGAAGGGUUAGCGGGGGUAGCGCUGAAUCAUGCUCACUCAUGGCAGCUCUGCUCCAAAUAGACACUUGCGGUCAAAUCAUUUGUUACUGAUCCAGAGAAUAGUUGCCUGGUCAUGUUGUCUGCAGAGUGGAGACUAGAGAGAGCUCUAGGUAGUCUGUUGCCAAUUCACCCAUCAUGAAUUUGGUUAGUGUUGAAUCGCUAUGUGAGCUGCUUUUUAAUCAAAAAUCCUGACCAGCGUUACUUACAGUACAAUGUUGUCAAUCAUUAUCACACAUUAUAUUGUGAUCUUGUAACACUAAUCAGCAAUAACACAGGCUACAAAAUGCAAGCCAUUAUGUAGCUUAGCCUUAGCAGGUUUGUUUAAGGACAACUGGAGUGAAGGUUAAUCAUUGUCAAUCAGCCAUUAACAUCAUCUUUAAAAGCAAUGUGAGAAUAAUAUAGUUUGACCUGUCUAAUGUGAAAUUAAAAAGAGAGAUUGGUUGAUCUUCUGCCUUUUCCACUGGA
This is a messenger RNA of Engraulis encrasicolus (European anchovy), 1382 nucleotides long. It is a transcript of the gene dcxr, whose product is annotated as dicarbonyl/L-xylulose reductase. The transcript has 9 exons. Bases 113 to 847 code for a protein of 244 amino acids. The record is from RefSeq and is a predicted model, not a curated record. Gene Ontology annotation, molecular function: carbonyl reductase (NADPH) activity; L-xylulose reductase (NADPH) activity. Gene Ontology annotation, biological process: glucose metabolic process; xylulose metabolic process. Lineage: Eukaryota; Metazoa; Chordata; Actinopteri; Clupeiformes; Engraulidae.